Messenger RNA from Pectinophora gossypiella (pink bollworm), 3057 nucleotides. RefSeq lists its product as uncharacterized. The record is from RefSeq and is a predicted model, not a curated record. Gene Ontology annotation, molecular function: zinc ion binding. The coding region runs from base 1005 to 3041 and encodes 678 amino acids. The transcript is spliced from 3 exons. NCBI's taxonomy places the organism in Eukaryota, Metazoa, Arthropoda, Insecta, Lepidoptera, Gelechiidae.
GUUCCCUUGUACGAUCCGCCGCAUCUAUUAAAAUUCAUAAGAAAUAAUUUAUUAACUAAAAAUUUACAAUACAGUAUAAACGGCGUGAAACAGACGGCCAAAUGGGAGCAUAUAACCCUGUUACACAAAGAGAACCCCGGGUAUAAGGGUGUAAGGUUGAUACCCAAAUUAACCGACAAUCACGUUGCGCCAGAGAAGUCGAAGAUGAAGGUGAAGUUUGCCGCCCAAAUAUUUAGCCGAACGAUAGCUACCAACAUGGGAUAUCUUGCAGACAAGGGGAUUCUUCCAAAAGUAUGCAAGGAGACUGCAGAUGUCCUUCUGUUCUUCGACAAUUUUUUUGAUUCGCAAAACGGAAGCUUUUGCAAAAGGAAAGUGAAGUAUGCCAAGCCUCUUCUGGGUCCAGUAACGCCAACUUCGGCGCAUCAUGCUGAGUGGUUCGAAGCAAAGAAAAUCUUAAAGAACAUAUGUCAAAACGUCCCCACCUUUGUAGCAACUAAUGACAUAUACCAUUAGAAAGGUCUUAUAAAACAGAUAUUUUUUUUAUAUGGGGGCAACUUUAUGCGCCAUAACCGAAAAAAGUUAUUCAAUAUUGAAUAUGCCAAUAAAUCCCUUAUCGAGUUUCAAGCAGAAAUUAUAUUUAUGUGACUUAUUAUCCGUUUUUUACCAUUAUUCAUGAUAACAACUGUGCGAGCAGGACCUAGUGUGCACGCGCAGGCUGAAAUGCGUGCGACAGAGAAAGAACCGGGCUACGGGCGGAAGGGAGUACCUACCUGCGCGCGGCCGCUAGUUUAGUUAGUACCGAUUUGGAACUGUUUGAGCUAGUGCGACCCAUUUUGUCACCACGACCCAUUUUGUUUGACCUUAGACCUUUUUAACGGAUUUUUAGAUCUUUGCCUGCGAUUGGACUUUGAAUGACCUGUAAUAUGACCUUGGCCUUCGUAACGGAUUAUUGAGUUUCGCCUGAGGAUUGGAUAUUGUGCAUUGGACAUUGUUAUUUAACAAAAAUGGCAGAACGAAGAAGUGACCAUUGUGUUACUUGUGCGCGAUCAGUUCGUUGCGAUCGAAAUAGACACACUAUCAGCCGAGAACAUAUGGAAGAUCGACCAGGCUUUGCUGAAUAUGUUUUAGAACGGAUUAAUAUACAAGAGAUGGCCCAAAAUGAUGUACAGUACAUGUGUUAUCGCUGUUGGGUUGCAGCCAAUCGAAGACAGGCUAGAUAUGAACAAGAGAACAAUAAAGAAGCCGCAAUUGUUCCGGAGGAGUCGCAUGAAAUCUCAGUACCAAGCUACAAACGGGUCGCCAAUACAUCUCGCCGUUGUAUGUAUAGUGGUUGCCAGCAUAUUGACCUGCAUCGAGUAUCUUUUUUUUUAAAAGUGCAUUUAUUAGUAGAAUAUCGCGUAUAUAUACCACAGUCCGCACGUAUUUGCUCUAACCAUAUUAGUGCUAACGAAUGGAGUUCACUGUAUGAAAAUGGUGAAACCAUAUUUACCCCAGACCAACUAAAAGAUCUCAUCGAUACUUUGAGGAAUGCGUACAAAAAUAAAACAUUUCUCGAUUUUGAAAACAUAGAGACAAUCUCUCCAGAGGAACUAUAUUUCCACACUGGCUUGACUCAUGCUCAAUUCGGGACUAUAAUUAAUGAAACACCGUCUCUUUCCGAAGAGUUAAAAAAACCAAAAACAGCCUUGGGAGCAUACUUGCUCAAACUAAGGUCUGGUGAACCAAAUGUUAGAAUUGCCAGUCAAGUAGGUGUUAGUAAAAGGACACUAGGGCGCUUAUUUAAUAAAGUGCGCGAUUGUUUGACGCGGGAGUUUGUGGGCCGUCAUUUAGGGUUUGAUCACCUCACUCGAGAGGACAUAUUAGUACAUUCACUAACAGUACCAAAUCAAAUAUUCAGUGACCCUACUAACCCAGCAGCUAUUGUUUUAUUUGAUGGCACUUACAUAUAUAUACAGAAAAGCAAGAAUUUUUUAUUUCAAAAGAAAACAUAUAGCUUGCACAAAUAUAAAAACCUUCUGAAGCCGUUUAUGAUGGUAUGCUCAGAUGGUUAUAUUAUAGACAUAACGGGACCACAUGCUGCAACGACAUCUGAUGCAGUCAUUAUGAGUCAGAUGAUGAACGAUUUGACUAGCCCCAUCCAUUAUAUCCUUCAAAAUAAUGACGUGUUCAUUUUGGACAGAGGUUUCCGGGAUUCUAUACCAGAUAUAGAGAUGCGUGGGUAUGAACCUCAUAUGCCUCCAACUAAAGAUAGGGGCGCGACUCAGUUGUCCGAUAUUCAAGCCAACAAGUCACGCCUGAUUACUAUUGUUCGAUGGGUUGUAGAAGUUAUCAACGGGUGGUUUAAACGUGACUUUAAGUUAUUCCGAAAUGUGGUUUUCAACAAAAGUAUGCCACAUAUUUUCGAAGAUUUUCGCAUAGCAGGAGCGUUGAUAAACGCUUUUAGACGACCUCUGGAAGACAGUCCCCACGCCGACGCAUUUGUCGAAAUAAUAAUGAAUAGGAUAGAUGUUCCGAACAGGUUAGGCAAUUAUGUUGUUUCUGAAAACGUCAACAGACAAAGGGCGGUAUUUACAACCAUAGACGAUGCGUCCUUGAACAUAAUGUUUCCAGAAAUGACUGAAGAUGACGUGGUAUUGUUCAGUUUAGGAACAUAUCAUUUAAAGCUGGCAAAAUCAUAUGUUGCUGAACAUUUGAGGGGAGGUGAUGGUGUUUAUCGCAUAGAGGUAUCACUGACGCCUCGUCCCAACAUGACCGAAUAUGGGAUAUUGACAGACGGCUGCACGUUGUUGAGAGCUCGUAUCUUGUCAAGACAUGUUUCAAAUAAAAUAUAUUAUACAUAUAUUUUAAUAAACAAUGCGCAAGGAAGAGAUGCUAUCAAGGAACAUUAUUGCUCCUGUAUGACUGGAAUGAGGACACUUGGAGCCUGCGCACAUACCGUCAGUGUAAUAUGGUUCCUCGGAGUUGGUCGUCAUUUAGAAAACUUCGUUGGCCCAGCUAAUGCUUGGGACGAUAUAAUUAUUGAAAGUGGAAAUACUAUUUAAGCUAUUUGUUUAAUAA